AUGAAAGAAGACGAGAAGUCGCCUCUCGAGACCGUUAAGAAAGAGUCUUCAGAGGUCAGCUCGCAGCAGCCAGCGCCAGAGACGAUGGUGGACGAGAAGAAGUCAGACGCUCAGGGGGCGCCAGACGAUGGCAGCUACACCAGCGGCGCCCGUCUGGUCGUCAUCAUGGUCGCCGUCCUCAUGUCUCUCUUCCUCGUUGCCCUAGAUCGUACUAUCAUCGCUACAGCGGUGCCUGAGAUCGCCAACCAGUUCCACGCCCUGAACGAUAUCAAUUGGUACGCCAGCGCCUACCUGAUCACCAGUUGUGCCACGCAGCUCUCCUGGGGCAAAGUGUACACCUUCUACUCGACCAAGUUUGUCCUGCUCAGCGCCAUCGUCAUCUUCGAGGUCGGCUCUGCCCUCUGCGGCGCUGCUCCAAACUCGACCGCUUUCAUCGUCGGCCGCGCCAUCGCAGGCACUGGUUCGGCUGGCAUCUUCUCAGGCACCACCGUCGUUAUCGCCCAGGUAGUGCCUCUGAGGAAACGUCCCGUCUAUGUUGGCAUGAUGGGCUCCAUCUUCGGCAUUGCCUCAAUCAUCGGGCCUCUCAUGGGCGGUGCCUUUACCGACAGAGUCACCUGGAGAUGGUGCUUCUACAUCAAUCUCCCUAUUGGAGGUGUAACCAUGGCUGUUCUCGUCUUCCUCCUGAAUGUUCGCUCCAAGAAAGAGUCGACCUCCUGGCAGACGCAGCUCAACCGCCUUGACCCUAUUGGCAGCGUCCUCUUCCUCCCCUCGGCCACCUGCUUCCUCCUGGCCCUCCAGCUAGGCGGAACCUCGUACCCCUGGAACAGCGGCCGCAUCAUCGCCCUCUUCGUCGUCUCAGGCGUGCUCAUGAUUGCCUUCGUCGCCGUCCAGAUCUGGAGACAGGAAGAUGCCACAGUGCCGCCCCGUAUCUUCUGCCAGCGCAGCAUCGCCAGCGGAACUGCCUUCUCUGCCUGUGUCGGUGGCGGCCUCAUCUCCAUGCUCUACGCUCUGCCUAUCUGGUUCCAAGCCGUCAAGGGCACCACUGCCGUCCAGUCAGGCAUUGAUACCAUCCCCAUGGUCCUCUCCCUGGUCGUCGGAUCUAUCCUUUCCGGCAGCAUCAUCACCGCCACAGGUCACUAUGUUCCGUGGAUGUACGUCUCGACCGUCCUUAUGUCAGUAGGUGCUGGCCUGACCACUACCUUCAAGCCCGAUACCAACCACUCCGCCUGGAUCGGAUACCAGGUCCUGUUUGGUUUCGGUAUUGGCACCGGCCUCCAGCAAGCCAGUCUGGCUGCUCAGACCGUACUCAACAUGAAAGAUCUCUCGACCGGAGUUUCUCUCAUGUUCUUUGCCCAGUCUCUCGGUGGUGCCCUUUUCGUUGCCAUCAGUCAGUCCCUUUUCUCUAACGCCCUCGCCUCCAACCUGGCUCAGGUGCCAGGUCUGGAUGUAGCAACAGUUCUGGCUAGCGGUGCGAAGGAUCUCAAAAAGGUGGUCCCUCUUGACAAGUUACCUCUGGUUCUGCCCCUUUACAACAACAGUUUGAGGAGAUCCUUCAUUGUCUCCCUGGCUGUCUCCUGCCUGAUGAUCCUUCCUACCAUUGGAAUGGAGUAUCGCACCAUCAAGAAGAAGGAAAAGGCCCCAGCCCCAGAGGCAACUGAGGCUUAG
Messenger RNA from Nannizzia gypsea CBS 118893, 1665 nucleotides. RefSeq lists its product as hypothetical. Gene Ontology annotation, molecular function: transmembrane transporter activity. The record is from RefSeq and is a predicted model, not a curated record. NCBI's taxonomy places the organism in Eukaryota, Fungi, Ascomycota, Eurotiomycetes, Onygenales, Arthrodermataceae. The transcript has 3 exons. Bases 1 to 1665 code for a protein of 554 amino acids. Gene Ontology annotation, biological process: transmembrane transport.